This is a messenger RNA of Sphaeroforma arctica JP610, 183 nucleotides long. RefSeq lists its product as hypothetical. Gene Ontology annotation, molecular function: single-stranded DNA helicase activity; ATP binding; single-stranded DNA binding. Lineage: Eukaryota; Ichthyosporea; Ichthyophonida. The record is from RefSeq and is a predicted model, not a curated record. Gene Ontology annotation, biological process: double-strand break repair via homologous recombination. The transcript has a single exon. The annotation marks the transcript as partial. Gene Ontology annotation, cellular component: nucleus; MCM complex.
GAGAUCAAGAUACAGGAACAGAUUCACAACCUGGGUAUGGGGGUGAUCCCGAGAAGCAUGCAUGUGACCCUUGAGCACGAUUUAGUAGACAGGUGUAAGGCUGGAGAUGACGUGACGGUUGUAGGUGUAGUCAUGCGCCGUUGGAAGACCGUGUUCCCAGACGUGAAGUGCGAAACGGAAUUG